AUGAGUCUUAAUGAGCAGACUAAGCCGCGUGUUAAUGCCUCUCUUUUGCCUAAUUUUCAUGGAAGACAAGUUUGCCUACUUGGUUUUGCUAAAAAUGUCGACAGUGCUGGCCAAUUUUUCACUUUGACCGCAAGCGAUAAUCAAGAUGUCAAAAUCCAAAUGCAAGAUCCUCUGAAUCAAAGGGUGUCUGGCCUAGUAGAAGUACACGGAACAGUCACAUCCAAGAACUCACUGCGCUGUGAUCAUCUUGUUACUUUCUCAGAAGAAGAAUCUCAACAGUUUGAUGUGGCCUUAUAUCAGAAGGCUAUAGAAUACACACACAGAUGCUCCAGUCUUUACAUACAAGGAGGGAUUAUGGAGGAUUAA
Candidula unifasciata is the source of this 366-nucleotide messenger RNA. The record is from the annotation of a GenBank genome assembly. NCBI's taxonomy places the organism in Eukaryota, Metazoa, Mollusca, Gastropoda, Stylommatophora, Geomitridae.